Molecule: messenger RNA, 1151 nt
Organism: Ostrinia furnacalis (Asian corn borer)
Lineage: Eukaryota; Metazoa; Arthropoda; Insecta; Lepidoptera; Crambidae
Gene: lwr
Product: ubiquitin conjugating enzyme lesswright
Exons: 5
Coding region: 112-591 (159 amino acids)
Source: RefSeq, a predicted model, not a curated record
GUAAAAAAAUAUUGUCUCAUUCUCUAUGGUUUUUAGCGACUGAAUUGACGCAUCGUGGACGCAUAUUCGCGCCGUAUAUUUUUGUUUUUCGUAUAAAAUUUGUAGCCUAAAAUGUCGGGAAUAGCCAGUGCACGUUUAGCCGAGGAGAGAAAAGCUUGGCGUAAAGACCAUCCCUUUGGUUUCGUGGCUAGACCUAUGAAGAAUCCUGACGGUUCUUUGAAUUUGAUGACAUGGGAAUGCGCGAUUCCUGGCAAAAAAGGGACACCAUGGGAAGGAGGAUUGUACAAAUUGCGCAUGAUCUUCAAAGAUGACUACCCUUCAAGCCCACCAAAAUGCAAAUUUGAACCUCCACUAUUCCACCCCAAUGUAUACCCGUCUGGAACGGUUUGUUUGUCCCUGCUUGAUGAAGAGAAAGAUUGGCGUCCUGCAAUUACAAUUAAACAGAUCCUUCUUGGCAUUCAAGAUCUGCUAAAUGAACCCAAUGUCAAAGAUCCUGCUCAAGCUGAAGCAUACACAAUUUACUGCCAGAACCGGCUAGAGUAUGACAAGCGAGUGCGAGCUCAGGCUCGUGCUAUGGCUGCCACUGAGUGAUUAGGCGCCAUUCCUACCAGCAUAGGCCAAGAAGGCACAUCAAGUCUUUAGGUAUGUGGCAGGAGACUGGUUGCAAGGCACAGAACUAACUAGUAGCAAGUGGUGGUGAUAGUAUUUAAGUAACUGGUUGUUUGAUUACCAUCAUGGCUGCAGCAGAACCAGUUAGACAUUUUGUAUAGGAUUAAGACUGUGGGUUAAAGGUUCUGUGUAAGAAUAUUGUGAUUAUAAUGAAUUAAAAGCUGUACAGUUAAUAACUGAAAAUGUCAGUCUUCUGCCACACACAGGUAGCCUUGGGCCCACAUUAAGGAUAAGCACCAAUUUAAUCACAGAGUCAGAAUCCAUUACUUUGACUCUGUGAAUGAAUUUGACUAAAACUUCUUAAUUUAAUUAAUAACUAGAGAUUCCAAUUGAUCACUUCAAUCAUAAAUUUGUUAAAGCUUACUGAUUGUGAUUAUACAAUUUUUGUAAUAAAAAUAUAAUUGAAACAGUUUUGGUUAAUGUUCCACUAUCACUGGAAAAGUCUACUAUUUUUCUUGUAUAGAUAUAAUUUGCAGAAACAU